AUGUCCAAACAAAUUCCGUUCAAGAAUUAUGGGAAGGCUCGAAUUGAUACUUCAGAUCCAAAUUUCAUACAAGCCGAAAUAAAUCCGGCAGAAAUUGACCAGAAAGCUGCUAAUGCACGCUAUAAUUCUCCAGGACCUUCAGAUAUUCGGGCAACAGCUUGUCGAGGAUGUUAUCAACUCGAAAGACUACUCGAAAUUGCUAAAGAAAUUCAAGAAAUCGUGUUGUCUCUUAACUACAAAUCUAUGAAUGUUGCAGAAAUUCGCGCAAACAUUCCUCCCAAAAAAAUUCAAGAAUCGGAAAGUCGGAUUGUAAACUUAAAAUAUUUUAUAAAACGUUUACAGGACACCAAGGUAGAAAUUACGCUUCCUUAUCACCUUGACAAUUUUAACGUGAAUGCCUUCAUUGAUGAAAUAAUUCGAUCCAUCGAUAAAGAAUGA
Funneliformis caledonium is the source of this 438-nucleotide messenger RNA. The record is from the annotation of a GenBank genome assembly. Lineage: Eukaryota; Fungi; Glomeromycota; Glomeromycetes; Glomerales; Glomeraceae.